Molecule: messenger RNA, 1257 nt
Organism: Dentiscutata erythropus
Lineage: Eukaryota; Fungi; Glomeromycota; Glomeromycetes; Diversisporales; Gigasporaceae
Source: the annotation of a GenBank genome assembly
AUGUCACAAUUGAAACCACAGAUUCCAGAAAUUGGUAGUAAAUUUCUAAUAGUAGAGCAAUUCAAAAAAGCCGCUCAACAAUAUGCUAAGGCAAUGGGUUUUGCUUUUAGAGAUAAAUACAGAAAUAACUACAAAAUUACUGAAGAAACUCAAAAAAGAAAGAAAUUUACCAAACGUCAAAACUGCUCUGUUAGCUUAAGAGCAGUUUUAAAUGAAAAUGUUGGGGUUUGGAUAGUAACCUCAUAUAAAAGUCAGCAUGAUCACAAACUCCUUUCUUUAUUAAAAGUUUACUGCUUUCAACAAUAUCAAGUUCUUAACACAAAACAAAAAGAACUAGUUUAUCUUAUGCUUAGAAGUGGAAUAUCAACUCAAUCUAUUGCUAAUACAGUGCACUGGAAAAAUGGAGUUGUAUACACAAAGGAUAUCAUUAAUGAAUAUGAUCAAAUUAAAAAUACAUUAAAUAAAGGCUCAAAUAAUAAUACCACUAUAAGGCUUCUAAAAAUGUUGAAAGAAUGUCAGUAUAUAAUUUGGCAUCUAUUAUCAAAAGAUAAGUCUAUACAAAACUUAUUCUUUACACAUAUUGAGGCAGCAUGUCAGGUGACCAUGUGUCCAGAAGUACUUAUAGUAGAUGCAAUCUAUAAGACAAACUUAUAUAAACUUCCUCUUAUCAAUAUAGUUGGUACAAUAUAUGAUGCUUUUUCUUGCUCUCCAGAAGUAUUUGUUUCAGACAAAGAUUUGGUACUUCAAAAAGCAACAAAUAAUGUUUUUCCAAUAGCUAAAAAAUAUAAAGAUUAUGAUAAAUUUUUGCUAUCUGUUCAAACAAUUGCUUAUUCUGAAAAGAUAAGUGAAGUUGAAAAGGCAUUUGAUGAGAUGAAACAAGCAAUAACUAAGAGUAAAAAUCCUAUCUAUAUUCAAAGUUACUUGGAAAAAUGGAAAAAGGAUGCAAAUGCAUUAAAAAAAGCAAUAAAGGCUGCAAGUGGUUUAGAGCAAGUUUUUUCACAUAUUAAUCGUGCCUUUUGUCAACACAAACUACAAACAAAUGAUGCUUUAGGAUUAAAUUUUAUUUCUGCAGAUUCAUUCAUUCUUAAUAAUAAAAGAUUUGAACAGCUACUUGGAAAAAUUUCUAAUAAGGCUUUAUACAAACUUGAAGAGAAAUAUGAAAGCCUAAGUGAUUGUGAAUCAAAGGCAAUAUUUUUGCAUAAAAUAGAAGCUCUAGCUGCUGAAGAAAAUAUAAUUCCAAAGGCACCAUUACGUGUU